Molecule: messenger RNA, 2281 nt
Organism: Anoplopoma fimbria (sablefish)
Lineage: Eukaryota; Metazoa; Chordata; Actinopteri; Perciformes; Anoplopomatidae
Gene: vti1b
Product: vesicle transport through interaction with t-SNAREs 1B
Exons: 6
Coding region: 126-809 (227 amino acids)
Biological process (GO): regulation of protein localization to plasma membrane; Golgi to vacuole transport; vesicle fusion with Golgi apparatus
Cellular component (GO): Golgi apparatus; ER to Golgi transport vesicle membrane; endoplasmic reticulum membrane
Molecular function (GO): SNAP receptor activity; SNARE binding
Source: RefSeq, a predicted model, not a curated record
GGAAUCUGAUUAACAUGAAAGCAAAACAGCAGACCAACGCAAAGUUAAUGUGACUGUCAUUACUGUGCUAUUCAACAACUAAAUAACAGUAGAGGCAGUAGAAAGGGGCAGCUGAAGGCUUCAACAUGUCGUCGGAGGAAUACGAGAAAUUGCACGAAAUCUAUAAAUCACUGUUUGAGGAAAUCAAGCUGAUGCCAGAGAGAGCUCUGAGAUGCCACGGAGAGGAGAGGAAGAGGCUGGUGAGGACCUUUGAUGAGAGACAUGGGGAGGCUGAUGAAGUGUUACAAGGAAUGGAAGAAGAGCUGCGUGCUGCACCUUCCACCUACAGAAACGCCAUGAGCACCAAGCUGCGCAUGCACCGGCGGGAUCUGGGCAAACUGCAGAGGGACAUGAAAACCUCUGCCACUGGCUUCGGUUCGUCUUCACAGACAGUGGAGGGAAGUAAUCAUGGCAUCUAUUCAUCACAAAACCAACAAAGUACACACCUGCAGUCCCAGAGAGCUUUGCUUCUCCAGGGCACCGACUCUCUGAACAAUGCCACCCAGAGUAUUGAACGGAGUCAGCGCAUCGCCGCGGAGACGGAUCAGAUCGGCACAGAUAUCAUCGAGGAGCUGGGAGAGCAGAGGGAACAGCUGGACCGCACCAGAAACCGAUUGGCGGAUACUGGAGAGAACCUCAGUCGAAGUAGAAAAAUUCUUCGUGCCAUGUCACGGCGGCUGGUGACGAACAAGUUGCUGUUGGCUGUCAUCAUUUUAAUGGAGUUGGCCAUUCUGGGAGCUGUGAUUUAUCUGAAGUUCUUCCGACGAUGAUCAAGCUAAACCGUCUAAAAAACAUUCUAAGCUCUGGUUACAGGGCAAACCCAGACUCUCUUCAUCUGUCUCCACUGACUAUCCAGUAGCAAUAAUUUUCCUCUGCUGUAUUCAGCCAACUGUUUCUGUGAGUAAAAAUGACACUGAAGUCAUAAAGUGAACCUUUUAAUAAGAGGGGAUUCUGUCCGUGGGCAGGUGAAGUUCAUUUGACAAGAAUCACUAAUUGUUGAACCUAUUUGAAUGGACCAAACCUACAGAAACUCCACACACAAACUGUGACCUGAUAUUUGCACUGUUUAAUCAGACUGUUAGUACCAUCGAUGCCCUGAAGGAGAAUGUUGUGGACUUGUGUGCUGCCUGCUACAGACCUCAGUAUGGAUUCUCUGUCAGGACUUAUUCGAACUUAAGUACGAUCAACCUUCUUCCACAUGUGAAGAUUCUCCGUUGACUGUCCUGAAAUGUUGCUGAUAGACAUUACCUCAGCAGUUCUGGGAGUUCUUAGAUUGGGAUACUUUAUUAUUAGUUCUCAAAACAAUUGUAUCUUUUUUUGUUUUGUCCUCAUGCCCAGUAUCUAAAUGGUUGUAUUUAGCUAAUUUUUACAACUCUUAGUACUGAGACCUGAGGCCAAAUCAGUCAGAGAUAUUAUAAAAAAAAUGGUUGGAAGCUCUUAAUAAAUGCAAUGUUCUUAACAGUUAAUAAUGAUGUCUAAUUGUUGUAUAAUACAAAAAUCACUGUUAGAAAAGCUUCAGUAUUCCCUAUUUGAUUGUUUCUCCACAUCAUUAAAAGCUAAUCUUACAACUCGGUUUGCAUUGUAUCUGAUAUAUUUCCAGGGACGGCAGUCAAACAAAGUUAGAAAAACUUCCGCUGUGUAGCUGACGUCACCAGAAUGUGUUACAGGCUGAAGCCCCAGACCAGGUCAGUGCUGGGUAAACAGCACCUGUUACUAUGGAAUUAAUCAUCAAAUAAUGAUGAUAAGAUUAUUCUUUGUGCCGUGAUCUUGAACAUCUGCCACAAUGUUUUUCUUAGAUAUCAUGCCUUCCUAGAGUGUUGCCAAGUACGAAAACAUGUUUGGUGACGUGCUUGUGUGGAUCAUGUGGGGGUGUGGUGGAAAGAAAUAUGUGAAUCUUCUUUUGCUUUUAUCUGAAGUAUUGCUUUCACGUCCCCUUAAAAAAACAUAACAAAUAAAGUACAACUUUUAUACUGUUACUAACAGUAAAAAUACUAUGGUUGUUUAGCUGCAUGUCAAUUAUAUUAUAUUUUAUGUAAUAAAAAAGUGUAAUCAGUUAUGUAACCAUGAUGCCAGCAAUACUUAUAACAGUUUAUAGCAGUCGAAACAUUGGCCAUUAGUUCUUUCAUGUACCUGCAUCAUUUUUCAGACAUGCUAAUGAUUAUACGAAUAGCAGUGAUGUUAGUUCGAUCUCUUUGGUCCACGCUGAAAUAUCUCAAUAAAUAUUGAAUGGAUUGCCAUGAAA